Molecule: messenger RNA, 7877 nt
Organism: Pieris brassicae (large cabbage white)
Lineage: Eukaryota; Metazoa; Arthropoda; Insecta; Lepidoptera; Pieridae
Gene: larp
Product: la-related protein 1
Exons: 28
Coding region: 447-4253 (1268 amino acids)
Biological process (GO): mRNA stabilization; positive regulation of translation
Cellular component (GO): cytoplasmic stress granule; cytosol
Molecular function (GO): RNA cap binding
Source: RefSeq, a predicted model, not a curated record
UCUGCAAGUUCCGUGUGUGUUGCGGAAAAUACCCUUUUUGGGCGUCCGACCACAUGUGUGAAUUGUGAACAAAAUAUGGUUUUUGAGUGAUUUUCGGUUCUGAAAGGCCUGUACGGUGGUGUAAUAUACUUCCAUUUGUUACGAAAACGAGUCCUCGUGUUCAAGUGCUUGAAAUAGUUGGAACAAUUCGACGGAAGUGAAUUUUUUCGAUGUAAAUACGAUCGGUCCAGGGUCAACCUGGUGAGCAUUACGAUUUGUGCGCAUAUAUCUCAGUGACCGAGUUUUUGUUGGAUAGAUUAGUGAUACAGAUUUAACCUUCGAUAUAUCGGGAAAGUUUUUCGAUUGCUAGUUUCGUUGCAAGCAUGUGUUGAGGUUCCAUGGCGUCGCGCUCGUGAUCGUCGGUUGGCGCGGAGCGCGCGCCUGCACUUACAUAACUCAGCAGUGGUAUGGCCACACAGGUCUCCGUCGAGGGAAGCGGACCCUCGUAUGCGUCAGUUUUAAAUUUCGGUGGUGCGGAGAGUAACAAAGAAAACAUUGAGUCCACGGAGGUCGUGGAAACUCCUCCUCGACAUGAAGACGAGGGGGAGGAAGGUUUUGUGCCUGUAGUUUCGCACACGAGAAGACCAGGAAAGAGCCGCAGAGAACGGGAGCGUAGGGCGGCUCCUCGGGCUCAUAACAAGGCAUCGCAGUCACAUUCAGAGCCCCAGCCAACUCCUGAGCAGCAGCAACAAUCAACAGAUCCUCAGCCUAAGAAAUUUGUCGAGGCUCCAAUACCCAAAGUAAACCCUUGGCAGGUUCGUGGCGGCAGUACCGGAGUGCCUCCGCCAGCGCCGCCCGCCCAUGAUACGGAGAAGAGAUCGCCUCUGCUGCCGCAGCAUCAGCAACAACCCAGGCCUGCUCCAGUGCCGGUUGUAGCACCAGUUCCAGAGCCGCCACCGCCUGUUGUAGUGAAACCCAUAGUGGUAAAAGCUGUGAAGAAUGUCAAAAUCAAUCAAAAGGCAUCGGAUUUCACGGAUAUAGGCGAUUGGCCGACGCUAGGCGCUGCUGUGGCCGCUCGGUGUCAUUCAACACCGCCGCCGCACGACGACCCCGCGCACCAUAAUGGCAAUGCGGACCAAGAGAGGAACCCUCCAGAAGAACCGCCCAAGCCAGAAAAGUUGGAACAACAGAAUCACACCGAUAAACACGCGCAUAGCGAGAAGAAUAAGAAUACUGGUGGUAGAGGCGGUAAUAAGUCGGGCAAACAUAAAUGGGUGCCGCUGGAUAUUGACGUGAAGGCUGCUCGUCCGGGCAAGCAUGGUGGUCAACAUAAUGCCAGGCAGGAUAACGGUUUUUCUAUAGAUACAGUGUCUCUGAACGGGGAAGACAGACAGAGGGGUGCUACACGCGGUAGGGGCGCAGUGAGGGGUGCAAGGGGGAUCAGGCGGCCAGGUCCCCGUCCUGCAUCCGUUCACUCGCAUCCACAUCCGCUGUACCAUCACCCGGAUUAUCCGCAUCACGAUUUAGCUCAGCUCCGAGUUGCUCAGUCGGCGAUGCCUCAGGGUCUCGUGCUGCAUUACGGGAUCGGGGCCCUAGGGCCUCCCGGAGCGCUGACCCCUGGAGCCAUCGCUCCUGGGGGUCUGACGCCGGGAGCCCUCACACCGGCUAUGGCGCCUCCAUUGGCUCAGGCGUACUACUUUGGUGCUGCGGCGGCGAAUACGGCUGCCUUCGGAAUUGGAUUGGACCAAGUCACGCUUAAAGAUCUCAUUAAGAAACAGAUCGAGUACUACUUCAGUCCGGAUAACUUAGCGCGUGAUUUCUUCCUCCGUCGUAAGAUGUCGUCCGACGGGACAAUUCCCGUGACGUUGAUCGCGUCCUUCCACCGCGUACGUGCGCUCACAGCUGACGUGCAACUCGUGCUUGAUGCUAUACGGGAUUCUGAUAAGCUGGAACUCAUACAAGGAUUUAAGGUGCGAACAGCUAUCGAGCCUAUGAAAUGGGUGUUAGCUGACAUCGCCUUAGGUGCAAAUGGCGAAGAGAAAACUGAAAAAACUGAAAACACGGACAAAUCCCAGAAAACUGAAACAAUUGAUAAAACAGACACGGAAAAACAACCUAAGGAUAAAGGAGAGAAAACUGGAACGGAUAAAGAGAGUUCUGAUAAGGAGACAGUCGAUGUUAAAGAUAAACCGGAGGAGGAUUUUCGCGGGGAGCGGAUAGAAGACCCGCCGAGGAUAGAUAGUGAAGAUGUUGUACUGAAAACAAUUUCUGAAAGCGCCCGGCAAUCCGCUAACGAAACAAACGAAAUUAAAGAUGAAGUGAAGGAGGCUAGUGAAGAAAAUAACGAUGUGGAUGAGGAAUUGAAAGCUGAAGAUGCGCAAAAGGAGUCCAAUGAUGACCUCCCGCUACAGUCUGAUGGGUCUGAGAAGCCUGGGGAGAAACGCCGUAAGAAGCAAAUGGUGGGAAUAUUCCCGUUAGCGACCAUGGGUGGUCCACUGGUUGCGCCCGUUUCCAGUUUGUUGCGAUGCGUUCCGCCGCCGCCAUUGCCAAGAAUGUUCCGGAGCAGUCGUGGCCCGGGUUCCAUAUCGCCUCUUGCCAGGGACAACUUAAACCCGGAUGUACCCGAGUUUGUUCCGCAGGCUGUGAGACAACAGGAACCAAUCGAAAAAGAAGCAACGGAGCAGCUAAGCAGCCCUAACAAUGAAAUUGCUGAUCCUAAUGUUUGGACAGAGGUGAAACGUCGCACAAAAGCUGGGUCCCGCGAGCGAGGUAACGCACGCGAGGAACCCGAGGAGCCUCGCGAAGAGCUGCACUUCCAGCUGGAUGAAGAGCUGGAUUUGCCCCCUCCGAGGCAUAACACCUUCACAGACGCCUGGUCUGACGACGAAUCAGAAUCGGAGUUCACAGACGGGGACAUAGGCCGGCUGCUCAUCGUUACCCAGACGACUACCAGGGCGCCUAAACAUGACGGCUACGACCGUCAAGGCGAUUGGUCCACUCGCACUAAGAUCACUCAGGACUUGGAGCAGGUGAUCACAGAUGGACUCCGACGCUAUGAAGAGGAUUUGUGGGGGGAAUUUUCUAUGUGUAACAGUGGUGGCAGUCAAUACCGCACCGUGUCCUUGAUCAGUCGUGAGCAGUUUGAAGCCACUGUUCCUGCUGAGAAGCACAGCAACCCCGCGGAACCUCCGCCACCGCCGCCGCAUCAAACGCAACAGAUGGAGUCCCAAAACGAAGCGGGUAAGGUGAAGCGGCCAAGACGCACUGCGCGCUUCUACGCCGCCAGCAAGGACCCCCACGCCACUGAUGUCAUAAGCAGCCGCAAACACAAGACACGGCACAGCUUGAACCCUCCAGUGGAGCAUCACAUCGGGUGGGUCAUGGACAUCCGCGAGCAUAGGAGACAUCAUAGGGAUAGCGGGUCUUCCCUCGGCACUUCACCGACACUAGGCUCUUCAUGCGGCUCAGCUCCUCAAUCGUUGCCUGCCUUCCAUCACCCUUCGCACGGAUUGCUGCGAGAGAACCACUUCACGCAACAGGCCUAUCACAAAUAUCACUCACGGUGCCUUAAAGAACGCAAGAAGCUCGGAAUCGGUCAGUCGCAAGAGAUGAACACACUUUUCCGUUUCUGGUCCUUCUUCCUUCGGGACCACUUUAACAGGACCAUGUACAAUGAAUUCAGAGCGUUGGCGAAUGAAGACGCUGUUGCUGGUUUCCGUUACGGCCUCGAAUGCCUUUUCCGUUUCUACUCAUACGGACUCGAGCGUAAAUUCCGUCCGGAGCUGUACCAAGACUUCCAAACUGAAACCAUGCAGGACUAUGAGAAUGGUGGUCAAUUAUAUGGAUUAGAAAAGUUCUGGGCGUUCCUGAAAUACUACAAACAUGCUGCAGCGCUUCAAGUCGAGCCUAAACUCAAAGGAUACCUCGCCAACUUUAACACUAUCGAGGACUUCAGAGUACUUGAGCCCCAAUUGAACGAACUAUUGGGUGCGCAAGGGCCCAAUGCACCAGGCCGCGGGCCCCACGCCCGGCCAUACGACAGACACAGAUCUGUGUCCGAAAGCGAUAGGCCACACCAUCAGCACCACAGGAACUAUUUCAAAGCUCCAAACACAUCUGGCAACAACGAACGCGGCCGAGCUGGCUCUUGCGGCGCCCAAAGCGUUGUCGCUAUCAACAGGACUAGGCGUAGCACCAAAAUCAAAACCGGAUCAAGAAAUGAAGCAGCCGGUCGCGGCGCGUACGCAGUGAUGCGUACAGACGAACGUACAUAACGUGUAUAUACAUAGACUGAGCCGUUCGUAUAAUUAUAGGACAUUGCAUUUUUAUAUAAAUAAAACAAAAAAAAAUUCAAAAAAUCUUAUGGACCCAAAGUGUUGAACGCUAGUGUUAAGUGUAUGUAACCGGUUCUCGACGGUACCGACCGGUCGAAUCCGGUUAUCACCGGUUUUACUUCGGUCACGAUGCGACCUCGCGGUUUUCUGGGAUUGCAGGCUGUGUGUGAAUGAAGCAUAGCUUGUAAACGCAUCGACAAUAAGGCUACGGCGUUGCACGCAUUCAGUAGCUAUAGUUAUAUUACGAACUAUAUUUAUAUAUAUUUUUGACAUUGUUAAUAUACAUUGAUUUCAAAAAUAGCAUCUUAGUGUACUACUGCCUGUGCGCAUAUCUAGAUUAAUCCAAAUAAAUCGUUAAAAAAUCUUUGGCUAAGUAGGCGUUGAUGCGGAAUAAGGCAGUAGCUUUUGGUAGUUAAGUGGCAACACUGUGGUGCUGUCGUGUCUAUGGGCAAUGGCGGGCGAGUUUGACAGAUUGUCAAUUUAUACCAGGCUCUCAGAGGGUGACAGGAUCGCUUCUCGCAUGGUCUUUUCCAUACAAAUUUGAUGGGCGAUUGUUGCUGCCUAGCACUUUAGGGGCUCUCUCCCCAUUUUAAUUUCUACCAUAUUUAAUUAACUCCGGCGCAGAAAUAGGCUCUUUCCUUUUUGUCAUUCGACAAAGACGUGUUAGUUCCAUUUUUCAAUAGCCAAAACUUCAUCUAUCCUUUUCGGAAACUUAACUUUCUUUAUUAAUUAAAUGAAAAAAUCUGUUUUGGAAAAAUGUCCGUUAUAAUCGCUCGCGGUUGUCCUAAGACCGGUAUCUGUUGUACAGUUACGUUUCAUUUGGGUCUAGCGGGAAUUAUAUAAAAUAAAAUUUACUAUAAUCUAUCUAUCUGUAUACUGUAUACUGUUAAAAUAUAACCAAUAAUAAGUUUAUAUUAAUUACACGUGCCUCUAACAAUUCUCCGUUAGUCCCGAACUAUUUUUGGCCCCGGAAAAUCUGUCGGAAAGACUGGCUAUUAUGCUAUUUAGACGAAAUUUGUAAAAAGUUAUUUUCGGUAGUGCUAGUUUUAUAUGUUAAUUUUAAAGGAUGGUUUCGAGUGUUUGGAAACGAUACGAUAUAAUAAUUCUUAGAUUGCUUACUAAAUAUAGAUAUCUGAAACGCUAAAUGUGAGAAGUUAUUCCUUUUAAAAACUGCCAAUUUGUUCACGACACAAAAAGCAUAUGGGUUUUAUUUUGUUUUUAAGGUUGCAUGCACGUAAUGGGCCACUCGCGGGGAUGUUUGGGGUCGUCUUACUAGAAAUUGAUAUUUAACAAUCUUUCUCAACAAUUUGGCUUUAUGGCCUGAUAGUUUUUAAUCACAUAGAAAAAUAAAGAGCCCCAUAUAACGUCACUAUCGCAUUAGCGAGCGAAGAUUGUAGCUGUCGAGUACAUAUUUUAUUCGCAUAAUUAUUAGCAUAAUCGAUCUGCCAAUUUAUAGGUGGAAUGUCAAUAUUCAUACUUCAACUGUCAAGACACAUGACAGUUGACACACGAUGUCACAACAUCCCUGCGACGACGUACAUUUCGUUUUUUUGUAUAAUUCGUGAGUUUCGCUUAGAUUAAGUAUAGACAUGUAUUGAUCACGUUCAGUUUUUAUGACGCGUCUGUGCUAAAUAGCCGUUUUGAAUUAGCACAAAUUUUUCCUUUUUCAAACUGAAUUCGACAGCUGACAUUGACAGCUUGACAGUUAAAUCGCAAUAUUGACGUUCUCACAUUUCGUCUAUAUACUAAAAUGCACUCAACGUCAAUCUAAUUCUCAUGAGUUUACAAAUUAUGUGAUUUUAAUACAGACGUGUCAAAAAAUAGUUGCACUAACUUGCUCAAUAUGGUUUUUUAUUCGGAUGUUAGGUUGACAAAUGAAUUUUUCAAUUAGAGAGACGAAUUUCCUUUAAAAGUUCACCGCGAUUAACAUGUAAAAAUUCAAUGAAGUUGAACAAAAUCCUCUUCCUUCUUGAUUAAUUCAUGGCUAAAUAAUCUUAUGUAUAUUACACUAAUAUAAACAAAGUUAAGGGUGUGACGAUUAUUUUUUCUUUUUUUUUUCUAGUGUAUAAGGAUGCUUUUUUUAUUAAUAUUAAGUGCUAACGAUUCAUUGGAUUUCGGUGAUAUCAAUUUGCUGUUAAAAUUAGUUUACACAACCCCAUAACUCUGAAUAAAACGAUGAAUUAAAACAUUCUCUAUGGUUUUUGAUUUCUUUCGUGUCAAACGUCAAAUUGAGUGUCACCGGCGCCAAAAUGUCGUAAGCUAAGUACGCGGUUGCCAUACAAAAAAAUUAAUCUCCGUUACCAAGAACCCGGAGCCGCGUGCUUUAUAGUAAUUUUUAGUUCGCUUUGGUCGCUUCUAUCAUGUUAAACAUAGUUCCUAAUAUAUUUUAAAACCGUUAGCAUUUUUAUUUUUACAAUUCAACACAGAAAUCGUAAGUAUGUUUAGAUAUUAUCAUUAACAUCACGUCUUAUUUUAUUCAAGUGUUCAUAAAAAUAACGAAUUUAGAGGCCUACCUAAUAAUCUGAUAGCUUAGCAAGACUGCUUAUAUCUUUAAGUAUAUCCCUCACGUAUAGUAAAUAAAUAUUUGUUUUCUGUAUCUCUUAAAACUCGAGAAUCUAUGGGGCUGGGAAUUUAUCUGUCAUUUAUUGGCUAUGGCAAGGCAAAUUGCGACGAUUUCUGUGUUGUAAAAAUUUUUUAUACCGUCCCCAUAUUAAGCGGGAGUUUCGGAAGCGAUCGAGGUGUUGUGGUAUAGUUUUAAAAUUAAUAUCACGUACGUUUUGGUUGUAAAAAAAGUUUUAAGAAACGCUAUACGGUGUCAAAUUUAUAGGUUACCGGGGUUUAAGAGUGGCUGUUAACACACAAAUGUUUGUUUUACGCUGUGCAAUAGAUACAAAAGAAGGUUUAGUAUGUAUCGAAGUGCGCAAGUAGACUAAUCAGUCACACGAGCGAAUUCAUGUUGAACAAAUUGGGAAUGUCUGACUCUAAAACGAAGAGGUUUUAAAACUAUACAGCAACAGUAUGAUUUGUUAAGUUUUUAAGUUAGUAGGUAUUUUGUUGCAAUUUCUUUCGAAAGAACGCCAAAGGAGACGAUGAUAAAAACUUAAAAUUUAGGAUUAUUGUAUAAAUGAAAAUACAAAAAAAUGCUGUUAUAAGUGGUGUAAAUUAACUUUUCCAGUGAAAAUUUGUUGAGUUACAUUUUUUGAUUUUAAUUUGCUAAACGGUUGUUUGUAUAAUACUGAUAGUAGGUCAAAAUUAAUGAGUUUCUAUAUUUUACUUGUAACGUAAUAUUACACCUUGAUGUGCUUUCCAAUGCAAAAAACUAUUCGUUGUUAUUAAAAUAUAGAAACUGUUUUAGUCGGUAAUCUAGUGUACUUGAGAAUUAAGAAAUUUAAAUAAUGCUUGAUUGCUGGUUGUGGUUGGGUUCAUUUUAUCUUGUCAAAUUGAGGUGUACUUUUUUUCAAAAUUAAAUCCUCUUAAUAAACGCAUCCCGACUGGCAUGUAGAAGGCUGUAAGUUAUACAUAAUAUACAUAUUAUUAUAUUGAUAAAUAAAUUAAUAAGAAAAC